CUUGCCGUGCGCGCGGGGGUGCCGACGUGGCGCCACCUGUCUGGCUCGCUGACGGCGGCCUAGAGCUCCCCCGCCCCGUCUCUCCCGGCACGAACCACGCGCAACGAGACGAGCCGCAUCCGCUGCGCCCGAGCGCCGCCGCACGCCUCACCGCCCCAGAAGUUAGCUUGUUCCUUGAUCAAUAUGUCGCGGGAGGAGAAUGUUUACAUGGCCAAGCUGGCUGAGCAGGCAGAACGGUAUGAAGAAAUGGUUGAGUACAUGGAGAAGGUGGCUAAGACGGUAGAUUCGGAAGAGCUCACUGUCGAGGAGCGUAACCUCCUGUCCGUUGCCUACAAGAAUGUGAUUGGGGCCCGCCGUGCCUCAUGGCGUAUUGUCUCCUCCAUUGAGCAGAAGGAGGAAUCUCGUAAGAAUGAGGAACAUGUUACUCUGAUCAAGGAAUACCGUGGCAAGAUUGAGGCUGAGCUGAGCAAUAUUUGUGAUGGUAUCCUGAAGCUGCUUGAUUCACACCUCGUGCCUUCUUCUACUGCUGCUGAGUCAAAGGUGUUUUACCUCAAGAUGAAGGGUGAUUAUCACAGGUACCUUGCUGAAUUUAAGACCAGUGCUGAGAGGAAGGAAUCUGCAGAGAGCACAAUGGUGGCUUAUAAGGCAGCUCAGGAUAUUGCUCUGGUCGAACUGGCACCUACCCAUCCCAUAAGGCUUGGACUUGCACUUAACUUCUCGGUGUUCUAUUAUGAGAUUCUGAACUCUCCAGACAAAGCUUGCAACCUUGCAAAGCAGGCGUUUGAUGAAGCUAUCUCCGAGCUGGACACCCUUGGAGAGGAUUCCUACAAGGACAGCACUCUGAUCAUGCAGCUCCUGAGGGACAACUUGACCCUCUGGACUUCCGACCUCACGGAGGAUGGCGCAGAGGAGGGCAAAGAAGCCUCGAAAGGUGACGCCGGCGAGGGCCAGUAACCCUUGAACGGUGGGCCAGCAUAUUUUUAAGCCUAUUGUGUUGUAUGCCCCUGUGCUAUCGAAGCCUUGCGCUGUUCCAUGGAUUCUCCCAUUCUAGCUUCCACCCUUCAUUCAUUUUCCUGUAGUAGUCUGGUAGUGGUCGAAUUAGUUCCAUUGCUUUGCAUCGCUGCUAGAUGGCACUAGGUCCAUCUGGACUGGUAUUGUUCUGCUAUUGAAGUCUUUCUCGUUUUGCUGAUGUAAUCAGUUAUGGUGUCA
Molecule: messenger RNA, 1209 nt
Organism: Phragmites australis (common reed)
Lineage: Eukaryota; Viridiplantae; Streptophyta; Magnoliopsida; Poales; Poaceae
Product: 14-3-3-like protein GF14-C
Exons: 6
Coding region: 184-954 (256 amino acids)
Biological process (GO): signal transduction
Cellular component (GO): cytoplasm
Source: RefSeq, a predicted model, not a curated record